AUUACCUGAUCUUAUCUCAGUGAGUGGUAGAAGUAGAACAAAGGUCAUUUAAUAUAUGACAUAUCUACGUACACAGUAAUAGGCCUAGACCAACUAGGCUAGUAAGAUCAGCACUAUAUAAAUCCAACCCCCUCAUGAACUAUUUCACAUUACCUCUCAUCCCUUGCUAAUUGAGUACUAGUAUUAUAUUUCUCUAGUAAAGUAUUGUGUACUAGUUAUAUAUAUAUCUCAAAUGGAGAACUCUUCUUCAAAUCAUCAUAUUGCUUCUUCUAUACUACUAGUACUACUACUCGUACUUGUAAUGAGUUUUGGGCAACAACAAGCUGAGGCAAGAGCUUUCUUUGUGUUUGGAGAUUCUCUUGUGGACAAUGGCAAUAACAAUUAUUUAGCCACCACAGCAAGAGCUGACUCUCCUCCUUAUGGGAUUGACUACCCUACUCAUAGACCCACUGGCCGUUUCUCUAAUGGCCUCAACAUGCCUGACCUUAUCAGUGAGCAAAUUGGGUCAGAGCCCACAUUGCCAUACUUGAGUCCGGAGCUCACUGGAGAAAGGCUACUAGUUGGUGCAAACUUUGCUUCAGCUGGGAUAGGAAUACUCAAUGACACUGGAUUUCAGUUUCUGAAUAUUAUCCGAAUAUACAAACAAUUGGAGUACUUUCAACAAUAUCAAAGCAGGGUUGGUGCUCUGAUUGGAGCUGAGGAAGCACAAAGGCUUGUGAACGAUGCAUUGGUACUCAUUACACUUGGUGGAAAUGACUUUGUCAACAACUAUUACUUGGUCCCUUUCUCUGCUAGAUCUCGUCAAUAUGCUCUACCUGACUACGUAGCUUACAUCAUUUUUGAAUAUCGCAAAGUCCUCUCGAGGCUGUAUGAGUUAGGAGCCAGGCGAGUGUUGGUGACAGGAACUGGACCACUAGGGUGUGUGCCGGCAGAGUUGGCUCAACGAGGCAGAAAUGGUCAGUGUGCGGUUGAGCUACAACGAGCUGCAGCCUUAUUCAACCCUCAACUUGUUGACAUCAUCAAUAGCCUAAACAGUGAGAUUGGCUCCAAUGUCUUUAUGGCUGCAAAUGCAUUUAAUAUGCAUAUGGAUUUCAUCUCCAACCCUCAAGCAUAUGGAUUUGAAACAUCAAAGAUUGCGUGCUGUGGACAAGGACCAUUUAAUGGAAUAGGUCUUUGCACCCCAGUCUCAAACUUGUGUCCAAACAGAGAUGCUUAUGUGUUCUGGGAUGCCUUCCACCCAUCAGAGAGGGCAAACAGAAUUAUUGUGCAGCAAAUUCUGGAGGGUUCUAACAAGUACAUGCACCCAAUGAAUCUCAGCACUAUGAUGGCAUUGGACUCAGCUAGGACCUAGAGAGGAGAUAGUCUUUUACUACUUCUCAUUAUUACAUUAUAUAUCACUUUCUCUUUCUUUUUUUAUUUUAUUGUUCUACGUGGGCCAGUUUGUCAGUGCAUGCUAUUAUUUUACACUUUAAGGCCAUUUGUAAAAUUUCAUUAUGAUAUUCCAAUAAGGUGAUUAGUUUCAGUUUCUCUCUUUUUUUAAAGUAUUGGUGCAAUUGUGUUUAGAUGUGUGAGAGUGAUCCAAUUGUGUAUGCUUUUUAUUGCCACUUUAAUGGAAGAUUAAUGUAUUUAUCUUUCUCAAAUAAA
Messenger RNA from Cannabis sativa, 1644 nucleotides. Its product is annotated as GDSL esterase/lipase LTL1. The coding region runs from base 233 to 1351 and encodes 372 amino acids. Lineage: Eukaryota; Viridiplantae; Streptophyta; Magnoliopsida; Rosales; Cannabaceae. The transcript has 5 exons. Gene Ontology annotation, molecular function: hydrolase activity, acting on ester bonds. The record is from RefSeq and is a predicted model, not a curated record.